AUGACGUUAUCCAACGGCCUUCCCCGGUCCAAGGCCUGCAGGGCGCAGGCGACGGCUCAUUUGAAGGAGGUCAUCACGCCCGAGCUUCUCGAGAAGCUGCGUCGGUUUUGGUUUAAGCAUUUACAUACCGAGGAGGCAUUCAUCUUGCCGCAGAAGAAUCAGCUAGGGCGAUGGUUCUUCGCGGACGCGGACUUCGAUGCAGCAUGCAUCCGAAAAUUUCGCCCGGCUCUUGAAGCCAUGAAGUCCUCGAGAGCCACCACGAAGGACAUCAUCGCCAUAGUGAGGCCCAUCACGCCACUCCAGUGGUUGAGCCUCGUCAUCCUGCUCGACCAAGUCCCGCGCAACUGCUAUCGCGGCACAGAAUCCUCCACCGUGUUCAAGUUCUUCGAUCCACUCGCCAGAGACAUCGCGAAUCAUGCCAUUCUGGCUGGCGCGACAACGCACAAUAGGACCAAGUACCGCGUGGCCUAUCGCAUGUGGUUCUAUCUUCCACUCAUGCACUCGGAGGAUCUCAAGCUACAUGACGCGGCGCUCAAGCACUACAAGCAGAUGAAGGAUGAGUUUGAAGAGCUCAUGGCCGAAGACGGCUCCGUUGGUGACGAUGAUAGAAGGAAGUGCUGGGGUGUACUGGCCAUGCAGAAGGAGACGGCGAGAGAUUUGGUUGAGACCAAUUACGACUUUGAGAUGAAGCAUCGGGAUAUCAUUGCACAGUUCGGGAGGUAUCCCCACCGGAACUACGCGAUGCAUCGUCAAUCAACUCCAGAGGAGAAGGAAUACUUGAAGAGUGGCGGAGAGACGUUCAACAGUAGUGGAGAGAACGAAGGUAAAUGA
Molecule: messenger RNA, 831 nt
Organism: Colletotrichum karsti
Lineage: Eukaryota; Fungi; Ascomycota; Sordariomycetes; Glomerellales; Glomerellaceae
Exons: 2
Coding region: 1-831 (276 amino acids)
Molecular function (GO): protein binding
Source: RefSeq, a predicted model, not a curated record